AAUGAGUCCCCACCCCUGUCAGGGCGUGUCCUGCCCUUUUGUGUCAAACCCAGCAGGGCUCGCGAUUAGCCUCCACGCCACACUCGGGAGCAGCGGACGCCACGGCCUGUGGAGCAGCGGAUAAUCAUCUGUUUGGGUACCUUGACGUUAAAAUAUUAACUGAAUACUAUGGCAAAGGCUGGAAACCGGGGCACAAUCAGGGAGGCCUUGGGCUUCAGUGCUGAGGAAGAUGCACAGAAACUAAGGAAGGCCAUGAAGGGACUUGGUACCGAUGAAGAUGCCAUCAUCGAUAUCGUGGCCAAGAGAAGCGCAUCCCAACGUCAGCAAAUUUUAAUCACCUAUAAAUCCACUAUUGGCAGGGAUUUGAUUGGCGAUUUGAAGUCUGAGCUGAGUGGGAAUUUUGAGAAGGUGAUAAUUGGACUGAUGACUUCCAUCACACUGUAUGAUGUGCAGGAACUGAAGAGGGCCAUGAAGGGUGCGGGGACAGAUGAGGGCUGCCUGAUUGAAAUUCUAGCUUCUCGUUCCAGUGAAGAAAUCCAGCGCAUUAACGAGACCUACCAUCGUCAAUAUGGAACUACCCUUGAAAAGGACAUUGUCUCAGAUACAUCUUCCAUUUUCCGUCGCGUGCUGGUGUCUCUAGCUACAGGAAACAGAGACCAGGGAAACUAUGUGGAUGCAGGCCUUGCUCAGCAAGAUGCCCAGUGCUUGUAUGAAGCCGGAGAGAAGAAAUGGGGGACAAAUGAGGGACAAUUCCUGACUAUCCUCUGUUCAAGAAACACAAAUCACUUAUUAAAGGUCUUUGAUGAAUACAGAAGGAUUGCUAAGAAGGAUAUUACCGAAAGCAUUAAAUCUGAGAUGUCAGGGGACCUUGAAGAUGCCUUGUUAGCUGUGGUAAAAUGCAUAAGGAAUAAGCAUGCAUACUUUGCUGAAAGAUUAUAUGGUUCGAUGAAGGGUUUAGGGACGGAUGACGAUACACUCAUUCGAGUGAUGGUGUCGCGCUGUGAAAUUGACAUGUUGGAUAUCAGGCAUGAAUUCAAGAGGAUGUAUGGGAAAUCUCUCUACUCCUUCAUCCAGGGAGACACUUCAGGAGACUAUAGAAAAGUCUUACUCUUGCUCUGUGGUGGUGAAGACUAAACCAUGUGCAACUUGUUGUUGGAGGGGAGGAGAAAUAGAUCACAAGAUUUAUUUUUUUUCAAAUAGCUUUAGAUAGUGCUAUUAGAAUUGACUUAGGCUAGUCAAUGCCAGUUGCCUCCUAUUAUAUGCUUUUAUUGCUUAGAAUAUGCAAUGGUGCACUAAUUGUGUCCUCAGAGCCAGUCAUGCCUUUACUAGAACUGCCUGACUGAAUUACUUCUCCCAGCAGGCUUAGGAAAGACUUCUUGAAGCCAUGUUUGCAGAAACAGCAGCACCAGAUGUGUUUUAGAGUCUCCAGACUCCAUUCUAUACAGUUGGAUUAUCUGUGCUAGAGACCAGCAUCUUGCUGCAAAAAUGGAAGCGAUGGCUACCGUCAAUCUUAGACUCUGAGCAAGGUUCUGUUAAGUGAGCACGCAAUUUGCUUCCCAUUACCAAGCUCACGUCUGUGUUGCCAUACAGUGUAAUUGCGUGGGUGUAACAGAGGGCCGGGUUCUGCCCGCUCAUACAAUCCUUACAAAAUAGGUGGAAAUGAGGGGAGAGUUUAACCAAAGCCUUUAAUGCUACUGUAACUUGAUCUCCAUCCACUACAUGAAUAAUUCCAGAAGCCUUGUGACAUCCCAUUGCCAUUGAACUUACUGACCAACUGAGGUGGGCUUAGGCACAGAAUGUAUAAGACCCUGCACAGGAAAAUAUUAACACUGUCCAUGUGGGAAAAGUACAGAAAACAAGCUUUAUUUCUCUGACUGUAUUCCAACAUAGAGAAAAUCAUUAGUCUAAAACGCAAGGCGUGUCUAGAUCGAAACAUGACCUUUGUUAGAAGCAAACUGUCAACAUUCCUCAUCACUAUGGCUAUGUGUGUAUGUAAAUCGGAAGAUAGGAGCAGGAUAUAAUUCACAAGUAGCAAAUUAGAAAUUCCAGUAGCCUUCGGCCUAGUCUACCACACACACAUUUUGUAUUAAUAUAAAUGUUGGUUAAGGGUGUGACUUAAUUAAUAUAGUUACACUAGUAUGUCCUCUCUGUGGAUGCAGUUAUAAUAGUAUAAAGGUGCUCUGUGCUGGAAUAGCUUAUUUCCCUUUCCGGACAGUAACUGCAUCCACCAAGUUAUGCGCCUUUAACUACACAGUAUAGUAAAAGCAGUACAACUUUUGUGCAUAGACAAGGCCCGGCACUUGUCUAUGCACAUAUGCACAUAACAAAUGCACCUUAGCUUUCCCUGUCCUAUAGUAAAUUCCUUUUGGAGAUCAGGCACUGGGCUGUUAGGCCACAUCUAUAUGUACAGCACUGCAAGGCACGGCUAUGUUCUGCAGCAUGGCUGGUGAAGAUACUCUAUGCUGAUGGCAGAGAGCUCUCCCAUUGGCAUAAAAAACCCACCUCUGUGAGUGGCAGAAACUAUGCUGGCGGGAGAAGCUUAUCCCACUUUGUUGAUAUAACUUAUGUUGCUCUGGGUGGUGGUUUAUUCACGCCCUUGAGACAUGAGUUAUGCCGACAUAGCUGUAGUGUAGACAUAGUCUUUAGUGUGAGUUAAAUAAAGGGAGGCCACAUGUGGGCAGAGGUAUAGUGCUAAUCUCAUCUACGUCAUGGUCAAAAGUAGUGUCUUAUCUCUACUACAAUUUUAUAGUAGGAUAGGGCUAGCUCAUUAGUUGUCCUACUGUUUUGAAAACCAACAACCCCAAAACACUUUUUGUAGAACAGUCAUAGCUUGAGUGCUGCAGUAAUAGUUUUCAGAAGGAAGCAGUGGGGGCUGAGCAUGGAAAUAGAAGGCAGGAUCUACGGUGUUGUAAACCCUACUUUGCCACUCGCUUUGCUCCCAUUGACUUGGCCAGGUGCAAAACUGGAACUUCUCUCUGGCCUCGGACAAGUCACUUUGCCUCUGUGUUCUGUUGUCUUUUAUGUUCCCUUCUUCACAGGAGGGUUGUUGGCAGUAAGUUUAAGCACUGCAACAAUCUGCUGCUCAGUAAGAAGAAACCACUCAGCCUUAUCACUACAGCAGGUUCACACCUGCCCUCUGGCUUUACCAUAAAAAUGGCUCUCUGGCCAGUGCUCACUUUUUCAAUGUAAUAAAUCAAUCAUUUCUUUA
This is a messenger RNA of Gopherus evgoodei (Goodes thornscrub tortoise), 3208 nucleotides long. RefSeq names its product annexin A4 (gene ANXA4). Gene Ontology annotation, molecular function: calcium ion binding; calcium-dependent phospholipid binding. The transcript has 13 exons. The record is from RefSeq and is a predicted model, not a curated record. Lineage: Eukaryota; Metazoa; Chordata; Testudines; Testudinidae. Gene Ontology annotation, cellular component: cytoplasm. The coding region runs from base 169 to 1134 and encodes 321 amino acids.